This is a messenger RNA of Lasiosphaeria miniovina, 2127 nucleotides long. RefSeq lists its product as uncharacterized. The record is from RefSeq and is a predicted model, not a curated record. Lineage: Eukaryota; Fungi; Ascomycota; Sordariomycetes; Sordariales; Lasiosphaeriaceae. The transcript has 3 exons. The coding region runs from base 1 to 2127 and encodes 708 amino acids.
AUGGGGGCUUCGGCAACCAUGUUGUUUAAAGCGCAUACCCGUCGGGUUCUGGCGCGGCCCAAGACCGUCUUUCCCAUCGUUCUCUUCUUCCUACUACUCAUUUACCUCGUACAAAAGCGCGACAUAUAUCGUGCUGGGACCCAUGCCGCGGUAGAGGUCGUCGAGGUUGACAUCGGCGAACAGCCCGUGCCGGGAGCUCAGCGCGAAGAAAAGUUGCUUCGUGAGCUUCGGGGCAAGUUCGAGCAGGAGAGCAAGGCGCUGGAAAAGGAUCCGAGGGCGUUCGCCAUAUUCGGGAAUACACUCGAAACUCUUGUCGAGCAAGAUAUCAGAUCCCGUCCACAGGAAGACAACCUCACACCGUCCAACAACGGCACCGAGUUCACCAACGAGCAGCCCUUCGUAUUCAAUCCGUAUCCAAAGUACAAUAAUGCAGCUUGGAAAGCACGGCAUGCCGAAUAUGUGCCGUGCCGGGGCCCCACAGGAAGUCUGGUUGAGGAUAUCCGCGUCUUCAAGGGCCGCCCUCGUAACUUCCCCGACCCUGGAUUUGGAUCGUAUGAGGACCUGGGUUUGGACCAGAACCUCUGCUUCGAGAGGGAAACCAGAAUGGGCCAGUAUGGGGUUUCGCCCGUAAUGGGUGAGGACGGCAAGCCGCUGGAAUGGGACACCAUUGACUGGGGGACCUUGCAACGCGAGUGCCGAGAGCUGAACGAGGCACGAUUCGCAACCAGUGGCCCCCCCAACAUCUACGUCACCGCUGCAGACGAGAAGAAGGUGAAGACUAACAAUGAUGAUUCACAAAACUUCAAGCGACACAUGGAUCAUCACGUCAGGCGCCAAGCAGGGUCGUCCGGGCCGUCAGUGACUAACACCACUUCGACGGUUAAGGAACCGAGAACAGCCCUGCUGCUCCGCUCCUAUACAGGAAAGGAGUAUACUGACAACGACAAGCAAGCCAUCCGCUCGCUGAUCACUGAGCUGAACCUCCGGACUGGCGGAGAAUACGAGGUUUUCCUGUUCGUCCACGUCAGAGACGACUCGGAUAUAUGGUCGAGCAAAGAGGCCUAUCAGCAAGUCGUCCAAACAGCAGCACCCCGCGAGUUCUGGAAUAUCACCGUCCUGUGGAAUGGAAAGGCUGUUGACCGCAUGUACACAAAACUCCCGGAUAAGGCCCGCAGAGUGCACAACGGUCAAUUCUUGCCAGUACAGAUGUUCAUGCAGGAGCACCGAGAAUUUGAGUUCGUCUGGAAUUGGGAGAUGGAUUCUCGGGUCACGGGUCACCACUACGACGUUCUGAACAAGUUGUCCGAGUUCGCCAAGAAGCAACCCAGGAAGGGACUCUGGGAACGCAACGAACGGUUCUACGUGCCCGGAUUCUACGGAGACUACGACAAAAAGUUUCGCUCCGCUGUCGAGCGAAGCACUUCCGGGAGCACGAUAUGGGGCGCGCCCGAGGUUUCGGUCGUCAAGCCUAUCGGUCCUAACCCCCCAGUGCCGUCGCCUGACCAGGACAAGUACGAGUGGGGCGUUGGCGAGGAUGCAGACCUCAUCACACUUGCGCCCAUGUUCAACCCCAUCAACAGCAACUGGGUCAUGCGCAACCAGGUGUGGGGGUACCGGAAUCAAGAUUUUCCGUGGGGAAAGCUCCCUCGUAGGGCUACUAUCAUCACCCAGGUUCGCGUCUCUAGAAGGCUGCUCGAUAUCAUGCACGUCGAAGAUCUUCGUGGCAAUCACGUGGCGUCGGAAAUGGUGACGCAGACGACGGCGCUCCUCCAUGGUCUAAAGGCCGUAUUUACCCCGAUGCCUGUCUUCUUCGACCGGCCGUGGGACGGUGCCGCGCUCGCGAGGUGGUUCAACGGGGGACCAAAGGGAGCGAGCGGUGGCUUCGGAAGCGCCAUGGGAUGGGGCCAGGAGGAGCGAUACCAGGGCUCCACCUGGUAUUACCGGGCCCUCCCGCCGCAGCGGCUGUACAACAACUGGAUGGGCUACGAGGAUACGGCGAUCGGAGGCGCCACAUGGGAGGCAGACCAUGGCCGUCCGUGCCUCCCUGCCAUGAUUCUGCACCCCAUCAAAGAAAUCAAGCCGACUCCGCCGGGGUGGGUGACGGAAUCUAAGCUGCCCUACAAAUGA